Messenger RNA from Colletes gigas, 1167 nucleotides. RefSeq lists its product as uncharacterized. The transcript is spliced from 6 exons. Gene Ontology annotation, biological process: detection of chemical stimulus involved in sensory perception of smell; sensory perception of smell. NCBI's taxonomy places the organism in Eukaryota, Metazoa, Arthropoda, Insecta, Hymenoptera, Colletidae. The coding region runs from base 1 to 1167 and encodes 388 amino acids. Gene Ontology annotation, cellular component: plasma membrane. The record is from RefSeq and is a predicted model, not a curated record. Gene Ontology annotation, molecular function: odorant binding; olfactory receptor activity.
AUGUUCGGAAACGUAACGCCGGAGAAGGCUAUAAGCUUCACGCGUUUCAGCGUGUCGUUGAAUUGCUGUUGGCCGCUGCCGCCGACAGCCACGAAAACGCAAUUGAUUCGUUUCAAGAUCCAAAGAUUCCUAGCAAUCGUCAGCUCUCUCGCGCUCGUUUUGCCACUGAUAUACGCGCUGCAUGUGCAUCGCAACGAUUCGAUCAUCCUCACGAAAGCUGCUUGCCUCGCCGUAGCUUGCAGCCAGAUACCAGUUCAGUCGUCUUUCUGCAUUGCUUUUUACGAUCGAAUUCAGGCAUUGAUCGAGGAAAUGAUGGAUUACUGCGUGAACGCAAAACCGUACGAAAGAUCUAUCCUGCAGCAAUACGUCGACAAGUAUUCCACGUUUUACGGGGCAUCGGCGAUCUGGGUAUUCCUGACUGCCGUUGCCUUCUCCGUGGUAACUCUGUUACUGGAUCAGCCGUUCCAAACGGAAGCGGAAUACCCAUUUCGCGUCGAUUACGAACCUUUGAGAACCGUGAUUUUUAUACAUCAGUUUGUGGUCGGUCUACAGUGCGCCUCGAUCGUAUGUGUAAACGUGUUCGCCGCGUUGCUAUUGUUGUUCGCGGCGGCGCUUUUCGAGAUUCUAAUGGUGGAUCUACGCGCUGUACAGAAUAUCGAGAUGUUAAUAGAAUGUAUACUCAGGUAUUACCAUGUCAGAAGAUACGCGCAAGAAGUGGUUGUAUUCGCUCGAUAUACAGCUCUUUUUACAACGAUCGUGGCCAGCUUUCCUCUCGUGCUCUGCGGUCUUCAAAUUAUCGGACGGCAAUCUUUAGCGGUAAAAGUGCCAUUCAUAUUCUUGGUUCUGACCGCGUUAACUGAAGUUUUCAUGUGCGCUUGGCCAGCCGACAUUCUAAUGGACGCGAGCGCAAAUGCUAUUCGAGGCUUGUACGAAUCGACAUGGUACGAUCAGCCUUUAGAGCUGCAGAAAAUAGUGAUGUACACAUUGAUACCACAGAAGCCUAUAAUCGUCAGUGUCGCGUGUGUCAUUCCAAUCAUGUCGUUGAACUAUUAUUGCUCGUACGUUGGAAAUGCAUUCUCCAUAUUUACUGCAUUGCGAAUCGUGAUGGACGACGAAGACGAAGACUUAAUGCGCGAGUCUUUUAACUCUACGUUAACCAGCGGUUGA